This is a messenger RNA of Hibiscus syriacus, 1142 nucleotides long. RefSeq names its product vesicle-associated protein 2-1-like. Gene Ontology annotation, cellular component: plasma membrane; endoplasmic reticulum membrane. The transcript has 8 exons. Bases 196 to 858 code for a protein of 220 amino acids. NCBI's taxonomy places the organism in Eukaryota, Viridiplantae, Streptophyta, Magnoliopsida, Malvales, Malvaceae. The record is from RefSeq and is a predicted model, not a curated record. Gene Ontology annotation, biological process: endoplasmic reticulum membrane organization.
GGAAACUUGAAAUCUUUCUCCAACUUGAAGGACUCCAGCUUUGGUGGCGGCUAUUUCGGUGAAUCCGUUUACCAAACCCAACAGAAAAAAGGGAAAAACCAAAGAAGAAGGCUCGGAUUUAGUCCGAGUAAGUUGCAGUUUGCACCACAUAGAGUGAAGAUCUAGUGUUGGCGGUGGAGGUUGGUGGACCCAGUCAUGACUGCUGAUGGGAAUAAUCAGUUGAUUUCUGUUCAACCCAAUGACCUCAAGUUCGUUUUUGAGCUUGAAAAGCCAAGCUUUUGUGAUCUUAAAGUGGUGAACAACACAGAACACCAUGUGGCAUUUAAGGUUAAAACGACUUCACCUAAGAAGUAUUUUGUGCGACCAAAUACCGGUGUUGUACAGCCUCUGGAUUCAUCUGUCAUUAGAGUCACUCUCCAAGCUCAACGGGAAUAUCCUCCAGAUAUGCAAUGCAAAGACAAAUUUCUUCUACAAAGUACCGUAGUCCCUUCAAAUACUGAUGUGGAUGAUCUCCCGGCUGAUACUUUUAAUAAGGAUGGCACUAGGGAGAUACAGGAGUGCAAGCUUAAAGUUUUCUAUGUAACUCCUUCCACUCGAGGAAAUUCAGAUGAUGAAGGGUUUAAAAGCUAUCCAGAAAAAGGCACUGAUUCAAACUCCGUGAGUCUAAAUGUGCAGCACCUGAAGGAUGAAAGAGAUGCAGCCGUUCGGCAAACACUGCAGCUGCAACAGGAACUGGAUUUUCUGAAGAGACGACGACAACGUAGGAAUGACUCCGGCUUCCCCUUAAUAUAUGCAUUUGUUGUGGGACUGAUAGGGAUAUUAUGUGGGUUUGUGUUGAAUCUUUCAUUGUCAUCAUAACCAUUAUCACCCCCACCACCAUCUCUAGGUUCAUCUACACCAUUUCCACCCCCAGUGCCACCAUAUGUAGAUUCAUUUACACCAUUUCCGCCACCAGCAUCCACAUCUGUAGAUUCGUCUACAGAAGAAAGAUAGAUGCCCCUUUAUAAAGUAUGGUAACCAGUAAUUUUGUCUACUUGGUUGUACAAUGCUGAAUGUUACUGUUGGAUGGAGAGUGCAAAUUUCCUUUAAUUUUAUGUAUUUUUUCUUAAAUCUUUACCGUAUUAGUGCUUUUUCCGAAGGUA